CUUUGCUCCACUCAGGAGCACUGGAGUGCGCUGUACGUACAGAGGGCUCAGGGCUACUGACGCGGGCCUAGGAAGCACGCACGACCGGCCCGCGAGACGCCCUAACCGGCCUUCCUUAUUAAAGAUCUGGCGCAGCUGAGGACCUAGCACAACGAUGCCGCGCCGCGUGCUCGCCGCGUUGACCAGCGGCGCGGCCGAGGCCUACGCGGAGGUGUGGCGGGACGUCUUCGCGGACGACGGCUGCGAGUGGCAGUGCGCAAUCAAAUCUCGCGGCGCUUCUCGCCAUCGACGCGACGGUAUGGUUUGCGCACAGGCGAGCGGCUCGGGCUCGGCGCGGCGGCGCCCGACGAGGCGCGGCUGCGGCGCGUCUGCGCGCCGCUCGGCAUCCACGCCAAGCACGGGACGGAGUGCGCCGUCUCGGUCGCGCUCGCUAGCCGCGGCGUCCACCUGAAGGCCGAGGACGCGUUCCGGAACCUGACGCUCGUCCGACCUGAAGUCCUGCCCGAGGUAUCCUCGCCGCGGCGGCUUGAAGUUCUGCCCGAGCGACGGCGCCUCAAGUCCUGCGCGGACACGGCCUCGUUCGACCCGAGCGACUCUUGUUGGGAGAUCCACUCGUGCGGUCUGUUGAAGAAGGAAGCGAGCAUCGUCUGCCACGGCGCGAGUGGAGAGAAAUUGUGUUGCGCGAGCAAGCAGGAGCACUGCCUGAGCGCGGCGUGGAAAUCAGAUUUUCGGACACGACACUCCGCGAGACCUCGGAGACACGCCCACAACCGUUGCCCGCGCGCAGGCUGCAUCUACGAUGAGAAACCAAUCAAGGCCCUCUUCUACAGCACCUUGGUCGUAGUGAUUAUACUCGGACUGUUCCUGAUGCUCCAGUGCUGGCGGUGGUCGCGGCCCGAGCCCGCGCCGCUGAGGGCUUCCUCGGCCGCUCCGGAGCCGGAGCCGGUCGCACAGGCCGAGAUCGUCCCCUACCCCAACCGGUCGUAACUUUUAAACA
This is a messenger RNA of Pelagomonas calceolata, 997 nucleotides long. The record is from the annotation of a GenBank genome assembly. Lineage: Eukaryota; Pelagophyceae; Pelagomonadales; Pelagomonadaceae.